Molecule: messenger RNA, 333 nt
Organism: Necator americanus (New World hookworm)
Lineage: Eukaryota; Metazoa; Nematoda; Chromadorea; Rhabditida; Ancylostomatidae
Exons: 1
Coding region: 1-333 (110 amino acids)
Source: RefSeq, a predicted model, not a curated record
AUGAAGACAGUCGAAGGAUGUCUGCUAGCUGCAUCCCGCAGAGUGAUGCCAAAUCACUUCGACAUCGUGUUCUUUCAGGACUACACAAAGCUCAUGCAGGCCAACAAGGAUGAAAAUGUUUGGAAGAAGCUUUGUAUAUUGCCCUACGAUGGAUUCCAACAUCGCAACACUCGUCAGGACCUGCCCAAGAUCUGCAUCCGUGGCAAAGGAUCCGGUCAGAGCCGAACUACAGUCAUGGCCGAAACCACACUCGCCGUGGACUCGAGAACUGAUUUCCCUGCGCCGAUGGAACAACAAUACUAUCUACUUAUCGUGGACAGGUACUCUGAGUAG